GAAGGAGUAAUGCUGCUCCCAUGUUGUUGUUUUGGUUGGUUAACUUUACACACAUAGCCGACUAACCAAGCCAGUGAUCCGGGAGCCAUGUCAGCGUGGCGGAGGCUGCAUGUGUUGGUGCGGCCGGCUCUCACCUGCAGCCGGCUCACACAGCAGCGCACCUGGCUGUGCUGCAGCCUGAGCACCGGUGCACCUCUCCGCAAUGACUUCUUCAAAGACCUGGAGGCCCAGCUGGCUGCUGUGAGGAAGAAGGCAGCGGAUGCUCUUCCGGGGAGCGGCUGGAGCCCCCUGGAGAUCAACCCAAAUCUUCCUCCGGAGAGGGCCGACAUCGUGAUCGUUGGAGGUGGUGUGGUGGGCUGGUCCAUCGCCUACUGGCUGAAGCAGAGGGAGAGGAUACGAGAAGGGGUGAAGGUUAUCGUGGUGGAGAAGGACCCGACGUACUCUCAGGCCUCCACGGUGCUGUCAGCCGGGGGGAUCCGCCAGCAGUUUUCCCUUCCCGAGAACAUCCACCUCUCCCUGGCGUCCGCGGACUUCAUGAGGAACAUCAAUGAACACCUCAGCGUGAUGAACGAAGACCCGGUGGAUCUGCAGUUCAACCAAUCAGGAUACCUAUUCCUGGCUAGUGAGGAGGUGGCUCACAUCAUGGAGGAGAACUACAGCACCCAGAGGCAAGCUGGAGCCAAAGUUUCACUUCUCUCUCCUACACAACUGAAGGAGAAAUUUCCCUGGAUUAACACAGAUGGUGUGGUGCUCGCUUCGUACGGGUUGGAGAACGAGGGCUGGUUUGAUCCCUGGACGCUGCUGAACGCCUUUAAAAGGAAGGCGAUGUCUAUGGGAGUCAUUCAGUGCUGCGGAGAAGUUACAGGUUUUAAACAUACAACAAUCAUGGUGAGAACCGGUGACGAUGAACAAGUGGGCAUCCGGAGAAUACAAUCUGUCAGAGUGCAGAUGCCUAACAGCUUGGAGUACCAGCCGGUUGAAUGCGCCAUUGUGGUGAACGCAGCUGGAGCCCAUUCUGGUAAAUUGGCAGAGAUGCUGGGAAUGGGCUUCGGUGCCAAAGACACCUUCGCUGGAGUUCCACUGCCCGUUGAGCCUCGGAAAAGGUAUGUGUACGUAGUCCACUGUCCUGAUGGUCCAGGUCUCGACACUCCCUUCCUGAUCGACUACUCUGGAGUUUACUUCAGAAGAGAGGGGUUAGGAGGGAACUACAUCGCUGGGAUGUCACCUGAGGAGGGGGAGGAGCCAGAUAUCAGCAAUCUAGAGGUGGAUCAUCAGUUUUUUGAGGAAAAGAUUUGGCCCAGCUUGGCCCAUCGUGUUCCUGCUUUUGAGAAACUAAAGGUGAGCAGUGCGUGGGCGGGUUUCUACGACUACAACACCUUCGACCAGAACGGCAUCAUCGGGAUUCACCCUCUGAUCAACAACAUGUACUUUGCCACCGGCUUCAGCGGCCACGGCCUGCAGCACUCGCCCGCGGUGGGUCGCGCUGUGGCAGAACUGAUCCUGGACGGGAACUUUAAAACGCUGGACUUGAGCAACUUCGGCUUCAAACGCAUUCUGACCCAGGAGCCAAUGUUGGAGAGGAACAUCGUUUAGAUGAGGACUCCCUGGACUCCUACCGUCCACACUCCUGCCAAAGCAAAGGAUCAUUCAGGUUUUCUACAACUGUGGGUCUUAUUUUAGUGUCUCCCCGUCACUAUAUAACAUUUUACUCAUCAUAUCAAUCGCUGAAACCUGGAAAUGGAGCCUCAUCGUGACAGUAAAGUCCAAAAAAGGCAUGAAACAGGAGCAGACAGUUCACUCCCUGUUUCCUACAGACUGUCAACAUUGUUUUUUAACCCUAAUCAACCUUUACUGAAUUGUUUUUUGUGACCAAACCGAACCAGAUCUUAACACAGCAGUGUGAUAACAGUGUUUUGGAAGACAAUUACAAAUUAUAACUAUAAUAAUAAUCUCUACGAUUACAAUAGGGCCUUUGCACUGUAUAGUGCUUGGGCCCUAAUAAUAUUAAACUUCAUUUCUGUAGCACCUUUCCAAACCAAAGUUAGAAGGUGAUUCACAUAAGACGGUAUACACCAUUUAAGUAAAAUAAAAUGAACAGAAUAACAUAGAGAAAAACACAAUAAAAAGUGUAAGUAUAAGCAUAAAUAGAUGAAACAUUUAUAAAUAAAACAACUGACUCAGCUGAUCUAAUACUGAGGGGGAGUUCAUCAGUGUUGGAACUACAACAGUAAAAGCAUCCUGUACAUUAUGUCAUCCUACCAGUGUAUGUGUUUUGUUUUGGAGCAUAAUUAUAAUUAUUAAAGUAUUUCUGAAGGGAAAAGGUUACACACGUUUGGGUGGAAAGGAACCAAACUGUUGACACACCCGUGAUACAGUAUAAACUGUAAUAAUUGUCAAAAUCUUGACUUCUACUCUCAGAUUUCCAUCGAACUUCGGUGUGUGUGUGUGUGUGUGUGUGCAGUUUUUAAACUUUAAUUGAAGCAACUGCAACCACGUUGUUUCCAGAUGAGUGUACAUCUUUGUAAUGCAUACUGUAAUAUUGUGUAAUGUAGUGCAAUGCAACAAAGCUGUUUUAUAGUCUGAAAAAUAACUGAACAUAAACCUCAAAGAUGUUUUUUUUAAUCACUUUACAUUGUAAUGUGUUUCUCUCCGGUACAUUUUAUAGUUAAGGAUCUUGUUAUUAUUGCAUAGUUAUUUUAGUCGAUUUGUGUUUCUCUGUUGAAUCAAUUUAGUUUGAUCAUUUCCGUGUUUCAUGGAAUCAAUCAAUGCAAAUAUAUUUUAUUAAUAAUAGUCAAGAUCUUUGUACAAAGUAUUGGCUUCAGUUGUGUUCAUUAAAGCAUUAUUUCCUUCU
This is a messenger RNA of Scomber scombrus (Atlantic mackerel), 2851 nucleotides long. It is a transcript of the gene foxred1, whose product is annotated as FAD-dependent oxidoreductase domain containing 1. Gene Ontology annotation, molecular function: oxidoreductase activity. The record is from RefSeq and is a predicted model, not a curated record. NCBI's taxonomy places the organism in Eukaryota, Metazoa, Chordata, Actinopteri, Scombriformes, Scombridae. The transcript is spliced from 11 exons. Gene Ontology annotation, cellular component: cytoplasm. The coding region runs from base 88 to 1593 and encodes 501 amino acids.